Electrophorus electricus (electric eel) is the source of this 1154-nucleotide messenger RNA. The record is from RefSeq and is a predicted model, not a curated record. Lineage: Eukaryota; Metazoa; Chordata; Actinopteri; Gymnotiformes; Gymnotidae.
AUGAUUAAGUUCAUCAGCAACUACCUGGCCGAGCGCCGGGCUCGCAGAAACCGUCUGGUGACCAAAGAUGGCCACUGUCACAUUGCCUUUGGCAGUGUCAGGUACAGCCGCCUCUUCAUCCUCGUUCUGGAUUUCUGGACCAGCUUAAUGGAGAUGCACUGGCCCUAUGUUAUCCUUCACUUCAUAGCCUCCUUCAUCUUCUCCUGGUUUAUGUUUGGGCUUUUGUGGUAUUGGGCUGGUUAUGCUAAUGGUGACCUGACAUGGCAAAACCCAUCUUCUGACCAUGUUCCUUGCGUAAUUAAUCUCGUUGACAUGGUCAGUGCCUUCCUUACGUCUAUAGAGGCUGAAAUGUCCAUUGGUUAUGGGUAUCGCCUCAUCACUCCCUAUUGCCCUAGUGCCAUAACUAUCCUCACAGCUGAGGCUGUGUUUGGUACGGUGAUCAUCUGCUUCUGGUGUGGGGUGAUAAUGGCCAAAGCAGCCAGACCUAGGAAGAGGAUCAAGACCAUCACCUUUAGCAAGAUAGCUGUUAUCUGCACCAGACAAGACAGGCUUUGCCUGCAGUUACGAGUGGCCAACCUGCGCAAGACCCUCAUGAUCAAAAGCCAGUUCUACGGCAAGCUGCUUAGGACCACAGUCACACCUGAAGGCGAGAUCAUCAUCAUGGACCAGAUCAGUGUUGACUUCUUGGUGGACGCUGGGAAGGACAACCUGUUCUUUGUCUGCCCUUUGACCUUGUAUCAUGUUAUUGACAAAUCAAGUCCAUUCUUCCACAUGACAGCAGACACUCUGCACCAACAGCAGUUUGAGCUGGUGGUAUUCCUGGAUGGCACAGCCGAAUCCACAAGCUCUUCCUUCCAAGUUAGGACUUCAUACUUGCCUAAGGAGAUCAUGUGGGGCUACCAGUUCCUCCCCAUCAUCUCCCGAAGCAAAGAAGGCAAAUUUCGUGUGGACUUCUCCAACUUAUCCAGGGUAAUGCCCUCAUUCACCCCACACUGUGCCUCCGGCUCCCACAAUGCACAAGGUCACUGUGACCAUUGCACUUCUGCUUCUGACAAUGAGGGGUUUCAACAGAAUGAAUUUAUAGACAACUCCAGUGCUACACAUAUGUGAUGCACAUUUGUGGGUUUGUCUUUGGACUUGUUGUGAGAGCUUUU